GAAUCGGAAGUAAUCCCUGGAAAAAUCCUCGGAGUAAUGGUGGAAUAUUCAAAGCAAUAUUUGGUGGAAUCGUUGGAGGAAUAUCUUGUGGAAAUUGAGGAGAAUUUACAUAACGGGUUAAAUGUUGCUCAUGAGGUUGUAAUCGCCUUAGAAAAACUCAUUUUCUUUUCCGUAGGAAAAAUAAACAACAAACCGGAAGUUAACCAAGGAAAACGAGUAGUCACGCAACUAGUCCAACCGUUCUACAAUUCGGGACGACGUGUUACGUUCGAUAACUUUUUCACGAGUAUUCCUCUCGCAGAAGAUCUCCGAUCUAAUGGGUUUUACUCAAUUGGAACGCUUAGAUCGAAUAAGAGAGAGCUUCCGAAAGAAUUUCUACCGGAUAAGAAAACUCCAGCCGGCACUGCGAAGUACGCAUAUCAUAAUCGAAUGAUGAUCGCUUCUUGGACCGAGAAAAAGGGAAAAUCAGUUUUAUUCUUGUCGACCGAUCCAGCUACCCUGCCAGACGGCAACAUAAAUAUUGAAAACAUGCCUCCGGUAAAAUCCACAGAUGUUCAGCAACCUACACCAAUGGUGAAACCAAACGUCGUAAAAGUAUACAAUUCCUUGAAGGGAGGAGUUGAUACUUUGGACAAGGCAACUGGCGGGUAUUCAUGUAAACGCCGAACGAAUAGAUACUCGAUGAGUAUUAUUUUCAAUAUUAUUGAUCUGUGUUCCCACAACGCCUUUCAUACAUUUAGAUCUGCACAUCAAGAUUUUCUACCAAAAGAUCGUAGCAGUAAGUACAAGUUCCUAGAUUGGCUAUCAAAAGAAUUGGCUCUAGAGUACGUGAAAGAACGAAGCAAAAAUGACAAACUGCCUCUUGAAACGCGAGCAAAAAUCGACAAAACUGGAAUGAUAUGUAUGGUGCAACUCAAAAUCCGAUUGCUAAGUGCUUUACCUGUGAAGGAAAAUGUUCCCUAAAAAAAUGCGCUGGAUGCAUGACUGUAGCAUGUGGCAAUCAUUAUCACACAAUCGAUGUAUAUCAAUGUCCGGAAUGCGAAGAUCAAACGGUAAAAUUAAAUAAGUUCGAACGCUCGCCAUUGGUGAAUAAAAGGUGUGCAUUUUGUCGACGAUCGAAGGAUGUGAAGACAAAAGUACAUUGUAUAAAUUGUGGGAAACCAGUGUGCAAUCGGCACGACAGUCGAAAAAUCGUUUCUGUAGAUAUUUGUAAUAUUUGCUAUAGCAAGUAAUGUAACCUAUUUUUAUAGAACACAUUUUGAAAUCACAGUACAUUGGAACACAAAUUGAAAUCCUCCAUUUUAUCACAAUAAAAGUUAUCAAUAUUUCUA
Molecule: messenger RNA, 1331 nt
Organism: Aedes aegypti (yellow fever mosquito)
Lineage: Eukaryota; Metazoa; Arthropoda; Insecta; Diptera; Culicidae
Product: piggyBac transposable element-derived protein 1-like
Exons: 2
Coding region: 37-963 (308 amino acids)
Source: RefSeq, a predicted model, not a curated record